Molecule: messenger RNA, 3021 nt
Organism: Camelina sativa (false flax)
Lineage: Eukaryota; Viridiplantae; Streptophyta; Magnoliopsida; Brassicales; Brassicaceae
Product: putative receptor-like protein kinase At2g23200
Biological process (GO): protein autophosphorylation
Cellular component (GO): plasmodesma; plasma membrane
Molecular function (GO): ATP binding; transmembrane receptor protein tyrosine kinase activity
Source: RefSeq, a predicted model, not a curated record
AAAAAAAAAAAAAAUCAAACAGACAGACAUAUAAGUAUAUAACUACAUAAAAAUUUAAUAUUUCGAAUGUUUUUAAAAAAAAAACUCAGAAAUAUAGACUGACCGUUUACUACGUCAGUUUUGGAGAGCCUUAUUAGGUGAAAAGAUUAGAGAGUGAUUGUUUCACGAUGACAAAAGACGAUGACUUGAAAAGUCAACUCAAGUCUUCUCUCUUUUUCCCACACCAAUGAUUUCAAUUCUCUAUCUCUCUCCUUCAAUCUCAUCUUCUUCCUCAAUUCCUCUUCACAUAGAUCACCACACAUGUUUCUUCAUCCAUUGACCUCAAAUACUUGACUUUUCUCGCUCGCUCUUCCUCUCCAUCGAAGCUAUGCAGAAUCUCUGUUUUCGAGACUCUGUUUCUCUCUUUCUAAUGAUUAUGGUUACUGUUCUUGUUCUUCCUCAUCUCACUCUUUCUGAUACUUCCGACUAUUCUCGUCCGGAGAAGUUUUACGUCAACUGUGGCUCGGAUUCUAAUGCUGACUAUGGUGGCCGGACCUUCGUCGGAGAUAUGAACUCUAGUAACAACUCUGUUUCCUUGAUCGGCAAAGGAACUGAAGUUCUCGACGACCAAUCGUCCGUUGCGCCACUAAUCUACCGGACGGUUAGGAUAUUCAGACGCCCUUCUUCUUACAAGUUCCAACUCGAUCCUGUUGGUCUACACUUUGUGCGUCUCCAUUUCUCUGCUGUGUUCUCUAGGGAAGAUCUUUUAAAAACCCGUUUCACUGUCUCUGCUACUUCUGGUUCUAAUCAACACUUCAAAAGUUUCUCGCUUCAGAAUAUCACUAACACCCCACGAGUUGAAGAGUUUCUCCUGAUGAUCAACUCGCCAGAAUUAGAAAUUCUAUUUGUGCCCGAGCCUUCCUCUUUAGCUCUUGUCAACGCCAUCGAAGUGUUCUCUGCUCGUAAUGACCUCGAAAUCCCGACAAAAAUCGACAAGAAUCUGCAUACAAUUUAUAGAUUAAACGUAGGAGGCAUGAAAAUCACACCGGGAAACGACACCUUGGGGCGAACUUGGUCGCUAGACGAUGACUUUCUCUUCCGGAAAGAUUCUGCGAGGAACAUUAACUCGACACAAAAGCCUAACUAUCAGCCAGGGUCAGUUGCAGCCACGGACCUCACUGCUCCUGAUUUCGUCUACCAGACAGCUAAAGCAAUGAACCGUAGCUCGAGUGUGCCGGUCGGGAUGUUGAUGGAUGUUACUUGGUCGCUUAAGGUCAAAAGUAACUAUAGACACUUCAUCAGGGUUCAUUUCUGUGAUAUUUUGAGCAACUUCCCAACCAUUGACUCCGAUUUCUUUCUCUAUGUGAACGGGCAUCAGCGAGUAGAUGUAAAGCCUUCAGGGUAUGAUAGACCGGUGACUCCAUUUUAUAUCGAUGUCGAGACAGUCUCUGAUGGUUCUGGACUCUUGAAUGUUAGUAUAGGUACUAAGGAAGCCGAUAAGGAUGCUGGUUUUCUUAAUGGUUUGGAGGUGAUGGAGUUUUUGAGUAACUCUGGUUCUAAUUCUUCAGACGGAAACAGUUCCCUGGUUCCCAUCAUCGCUGGUUGUGCUGCUGCCGCUGCAUUGGUUCUGGUCUUGAGUUUGUUGGUUAUAGUAUUCUUGAAGCGAAGGAGACCAAAGAAGACAAAACCAGACGUUGAUGCCACUGUGUGGUCUCCGUUACCAUUGUACAGAGGUGGUAGUUCAGACAAUAGACCAAUCUCUCAUAACAACAACUCGCCAUUACGCAACCUAAACUUAGGCUUGACGAUUCCCUUCACAGACAUCCUGAGAGCAACAAACAAUUUCAACGAGCAGUUGUUGAUCGGGAAAGGCGGGUUUGGAGACGUUUACAAAGCUAUCCUUCCGGACGGCAGCAAAGCCGCGAUCAAAAGAGGCAAGACAGGUUCAGGACAAGGGAUCCUAGAGUUUCAAACAGAGAUCCAAGUCCUAUCAAGAAUCCGCCACAAACAUUUAGUAUCUCUAACGGGUUACUGCGAAGAGAACUCGGAGAUGAUCCUUGUCUACGAGUUUAUGGAGAAAGGUACGCUUAAAGACCAUCUAUACGACUCGAAACUGCCUCCAUUGACAUGGAAACAAAGACUAGAAAUCUGCAUUGGAGCAGCAAGAGGAUUGCAUUACCUCCACAGUGGAGCAGAAGGAGCAAUCAUACACAGAGACGUCAAAUCAACGAACAUACUACUAGACGAGAACACUAUAGCCAAAGUUGCGGAUUUCGGAUUAUCGAAACUAACGAUUCGCAAUCAAGAUCAAACACAUAUCAGCACAAACAUCAAAGGAACGUUUGGUUACCUCGAUCCUGAGUAUCUCUCAACACACAUCUUAACUGAGAAAUCAGAUGUAUACGCCUUCGGUGUCGUCCUCCUCGAGGUCCUUUGCGCGAGACCAGCUCUGGAUCGUUAUCUUCCUCACGAAGAAGUGAAUUUAGCGGAGUGGGCGUUGUACUGCAAAUCCAACGGAGAAAUCGAAGAGAUCGUAGAUCCGAGAUUGUUAGGUCAAAUCGAGACGAACUCUCUGGUGAAAUUCAUGGAGAUCGCUGAGAAAUGUUUGAGAGAGUACGGAGAUGAGAGGCCGAGUAUGGCGGAUGUGAUUUGGGAUCUUGAGUAUGUUCUUCAGCUUCAGGCGGUGACGGUUCGUAGAGGGGUUCAUGAAGAAGAUGAUAGCACGGCGAUUGUCUCCGGUGGUUCGUUGGUGGUUCCGAGGUUGAUGGUGAGUGACUCGUUUAGCACGAACUCGUUUGUGCAGAACGGUGAUGUGUCGAAUAACAGAUUUGGUGGGAUUACGGAUUCAUCCGAGACUCGAGUUUUCUCACAGUUGAAGAUCUCUGAAGCAAGAUGACGUCAUCAUUUUUAAAUUUCUUCAAAUGUGAUUAUUAAACCGUGUUGUUAAUAUGUGGACCAGUUUGAUAUGGACUGACCAAGUAACUAUGUCAACUAUGGAGAUUGAUGUCUCUUAUUGUUCCCACCAAUGAUUUCAAUUCUCUA